Messenger RNA from Mus pahari (shrew mouse), 5112 nucleotides. It is a transcript of the gene Stard4, whose product is annotated as StAR related lipid transfer domain containing 4. Lineage: Eukaryota; Metazoa; Chordata; Mammalia; Rodentia; Muridae. The transcript has 6 exons. Gene Ontology annotation, biological process: cholesterol transport involved in cholesterol storage; intracellular cholesterol transport; cholesterol import. The record is from RefSeq and is a predicted model, not a curated record. Gene Ontology annotation, cellular component: endoplasmic reticulum; cytosol. The coding region runs from base 192 to 866 and encodes 224 amino acids. Gene Ontology annotation, molecular function: cholesterol transfer activity; cholesterol binding.
GGCGGGCUGGAAAAUAGCUUGCUGAAAGGCGCGGGGUUGCAGGAGUGGCGAGCUACCUUUUCCUGGAGUUGUUGACCGCCUGGCAUCCUCCGGUACAGGACAGGAAGGAGGGCGGUCGGCCGAGCGGGGUCCAGCGGGGCCAAGCGAAGCUGAGCAUCUCCUGGAGCGGCCCCCCCGUAAAGGGGAGAGAGAUGGCUGACCCUGAGAGCCGGUGGUCACAGAUUGGCAGGAAUAUCAAACUGGAAGGACUGUCUGAUGUUGCCUUUAUUUCAACUAAACUUCAAAACACCCUGAUCCAGUAUCACAGCAUUGAAGAAGAUCAAUGGCGAGUUGCUAAGAAAGUGAAAGAUGUGACAGUUUGGAGAAAACCCUCAGAAGAGUUUAAUGGGUAUCUAUAUAAAGCUCAGGGAGUUAUGGAUGAUGUGGUCAAUAAUGUAAUAGACCAUAUACGCCCAGGGCCCUGGCGCUUGGACUGGGACCGGUUAAUGACUUCACUGGAUGUUUUGGAGCACUUUGAAGAGAAUUGUUGUGUGAUGCGUUACACCACUGCUGGGCAGCUUUUAAAUAUUAUUUCCCCGAGAGAGUUUGUUGAUUUCUCCUACACUGUGGGCUAUGAAGAAGGACUUUUAUCCUGUGGUGUGAGUGUUGAGUGGAGUGAGUCGAGACCAGAGUUUGUCCGUGGCUAUAACCAUCCCUGCGGCUGGUUCUGUGUUCCACUCCAAGACAGUCCAAACCAGAGUCUUCUCACAGGCUAUAUCCAGACAGACCUGCGUGGCAUGAUCCCCCAGUCUGCAGUAGACACAGCAAUGGCAAGCACCUUAGCCAACUUCUACAGUGAUUUGCGAAAAGCUCUACGCAAGGCAUAAGGCGUUCAACUCCUGUUGCCGUGGUUUGCUGACUCCUCUCCCCCCCCCCCCCAGCUCCAUGACCUAUAGAAGCCAUGUUCCUGCCUGCCGUGGCCUGUGGAAACACUGGAGGUCUUGUAGGGGCCAUAGGACAGUCUCAAUUUCUAUUAAAAGUAAAUGGCUAUAUAAAUAGGGCAUUUACAAUUUCUUAAAAGUCUUAUUUGCACCUUGUUUGGUUGUGAAAUGAAAUUCCAAGAUUUAGGUCCAGGCUAAGUGUAGUCUAUUCACACGGGUCAAAUAGAACCUUAGGAGGACGCUUUGGGUUGCUUGGAAAUUACAGAGUGUGCAAACUCAGUGCUAUUCAUGUUCUUCUGGAGCUUUUUGAACAUUUUGUAAAAUUAUAAUGGCUCCUAAUGUAAAUGUGCAUUUCUCUUGGUAUUUGCCAGUAGCUUGGACAAAAGGAAGUUCUCCACAGUCUGUGAAGAUGAGUCCACUGUCGGUUGACUUGUGCUAUCUUAAGUAUUAGGAAGACCACAGGGGACAAGAAUGGCACAAUUCAAUAGAGUUUAACUUUGAUAUGUGAAAAACGUUCUUCUGCAAAGUCUGUAAAACGUAUUUGUGUCCUUAUGUGCAUUUAUUCUGGGAGUGACUGAAAAUAGCCAGGUCUGCUCUGGUGACAUCACACUGAGCAGUAGCUGUCAUUGAAGGAACCAGCAAAAGAUCAGUGCUAAAACGUCAGAUUCAAUGACUAUUCUAUACAUACUUCAACAUGAAGCUACAAACUGCAUGCUAAAAGAUUCAGUUUUGAUGUAACUUCGGUCUGGAUUCAGCCAAGUGCUUAGAUGUCCUGGAAUGACCAGGAUGAACUGUGAAUGAAGCUGUCUUAGGUGAACAUUACUUCAUGGCUAUGACAUUCCAAAUCAUUCUUUGGCUUUUGAAUAUCUACCUAGUUUAUUUGUAAAGUGGACAUCUGAGGUGACUUUGUGUUUGUGUGAACACGCAGUGCUCAGUGAUGCAUGCCAUUUCCAUGUAUGUUGUUAUUUCUGCUCCUCCCUGGCCUUAUGUAUUUCCAUUUCCUUCUUUUGGUUGGUUGGUGGGUAGGUGGGAGAGAGGGGGUUGUGUUUCUGUUUUGGCAAAUCUGGAGUAACGUGAGCUCUGGCAAUAACUGCAGGCAGGCAAGCCACAUGGGCCUUCCCAAGUCUGGUGGUUCACUGCAUGAGAGAAGGGAUCAAAGGCAGGAAGGUCAGCUCUUCAGUUUAUAUUAGUUUCUUUUUCUAAAAGUGUAAAGUCAGGUCUUUACAUCCAUUUGACAGUCAAAAAAUCGAGGCUGGCUUUUCUCUUUUAAAAUUUUUUCUUGCAACUGGUGAUGGAGAUACACACAGAACAAAGGCGCAGGGUCAGCGUUCUGGUGGGUGAGCUCAUAGCUCUUGGCUUGAAAUAUGGCUUCCAGGACCUGCCAGACACAGUUCCUCCGCAGAGGGUUGCGGACUCAGUUUGUUCAUUGCUAAGUUCCUUGCCUGGCUUUAUUUUAACUACUGAACUGCUGGAUUUCGUCUCUUCUCUUCAGCAAUAGGGAAAGAAAAUGGACUUGAGAGUGUCCAGUGAAGAUUGUGAAUUGUUAACUGUCCAGUGUAUCUUCUGUGACUUGAUCUGUUUUUAUUAGUGUGGAGCAGGUCUCAUGUACCCCACUAGUCUGUCCAUGAUGAUAAAGUGACAGGAGCCUGGGAAAAGACUUUGUACCAACAUUGGAUGCUGUCAAGGCUCUCCUUGCCUGAGCCGAGGUCUCUACGGAUCCCACACUUGCCCAGUCUCUCUUAGCUAGACCCCCAGUGAGUGAUGAGAUGAUUCACUGCCGAGCAGGGACGCACUGCAAGCAAAACAACCCUCGUGGAAAUGUUUUCAUUGCCAUUGUGAGUUUCACAGUAGGUUCCAAAGUUACAUGUGAGCUGUCUGAAACCUAUGUUCAUUAAUGUAGAGGUCACGUAAUCUACAGUUUACCUGUGGCAAAAGUGUGAGUGUUCUUUACAAGAAAAAAAAACAAAAAACAUUUGAAGAGUUGUGUAGCCAUCACCACAGCUCAGUUUAGAACGUUUCUGUCACCCCAAAAGAUCCUUUUUUUUUUUUUUUUUUUUUUCUGUAUACACUGUGUAUUGUCAUCUAAGCAGCAUGUACCCAAGUUGCCAGUAUAGGGACGAGGAUGAAAAGGAUGACAUCAGCACUUGCUAGGUUUUACUUCUGAGAGAAGAGGGGUGUGCGGGGUGGGGUGUGUGGGUGUGUGCGCGAGUGCGAAUAUAGAUGUGCGUGCAUGUGGGUGUGGACGUGCAUGUGUGCAAAUUUAAGCUCAGGAACAUUUACAAGCUUUAAGUGUGUUAUCUCGAGUAUUGUAAUAUAAAAAUGAUGUGAAAUGAGGAUGGUAUUGCAUACAUAGAUCUGCUAUUUUCUAGAGCAGUCUUAUUGCAGAAAAAUAAUAUAAGCCAUAUAUGUAAUUUCAAGUAUCCUAGCAGAGGCUGGGAGAUGUUAGUAGUGAAAGAGCGUUUUUUGCUCUUGCAGAAGCACCUGGGGGGUGGGGGGUGGGAGGGGGCAGGGCUGACAGCAGUCCAUAACUCCAGUUCUGAAGGAUCUUGUGCCCUCUGGCCUCUGCAGACACUGGCAUGUACACAGUACACAUACACACAUCCAAAAAAAAAAACCACUCAUUCAUAGAAAGAGAAAACACACAGCUGAAACUCAUUUUAGCAAUGUUUUCUUUGACACUAUAUCCAAAGUAUUUCAGUACACAGCUGAUGUAAAAGGUACUGCGAUAGCUCAUGGUGUCUAUUAACUCUUAGGAAUAGGAUGGGUAUUCUGUGCUGGGACUUGCCACAUGACAAGCACUCAUUGUCCGCAGGAGGCCUGCGGCUGUUAUCAUGGCUCACACAAGCCUACAGUACCUUUCAUUUGCUGUAAGAUGAAGUGGACAAUUCCUGAAUUGCUCUCCUCAGCAGACUCUUUUAUAGCCGAGCACUUUCAGUGCUGGCUGCACAAGGUGUCUGCUUUAGCAAUGUACAUAAAUAAAUUACUGAUUUCCAGUAAAUUUAAAAAUUCUUGCCUCAGAAUUAUUUUCACUAAAAGUAACUUUUGAUAGGACAGUGAAGGAGAAGAAAAAGUAUAACCUCUCACGUUACCGUGCAGAUGAGCAUUUCCUGUAGCUUACAGCUUGCUGAGGAAAUGCGUGUACUCUGGAAAUACGUGCCCUAGUGUCAUGUUUGGGAGACACUGAUCUUUUAAGAUGAAAUGAGUUUCAUGUAAGUGACAUUUUGGUAGGAAAUACUGGUUUUUAUUUUAAGAAAAAUCUUGCUUAUUCUUCAAUGAUUAAAGCAAUACUCAGCAAAAACAAUAGUUGUAGUAUUCUUAGAUUUCUGUGCUAAAAACCACUGGAGUAUUAUCUUAUAAAUAUCAGGAUUUCUUCCUUGUUCCAUGCACACAAUAGGUGUAUUUGAAACUGGGGGUUUUCAAGUAUAAAACUAUAUCCUAGGAUGUUUCCCCUUUAUCUUCUUUUCUUUUCUACUUGAGGAUCAUUUGACUGAUACUUAGUGAACUAAACUAAUGUCUCAAGGUUAAGACUGUACCUGAGGUUCUGGAGAAGCAGAGACCGCGCGCCAGUCUUUCUCACUCAUCUCUCUAUUAGGUCUGAGAAAUCCCCUUUGCUGUGGAUGGCAGUUUUGUAUGUUUAUGAGAGCACAGUGGCCUCUUUAGGACCAGAUGCUAAAUUAAAUGGCUGUUGUAGACUUCUGAACCAACAAAGAGAAGCUAACAGAACCAGAGAAGCAGAUGGAAAUCUGGAUUUGAUGAGGACUCCAUUAAAAGUUACAUGCACGAUUGUCCAGGCCUUUCCACCCUUCCUUCUUUUCCUGUGGUACAGAGGCCUGGUGCAUGCUGGGACUGAGCUACACUUCUGGCCCUGCAGUGAGCACAUGGGACUUGUAAGAGUAUAGGGUGGUAAGAUCUGAGCAUAGAAGAAACGUGAGCUCCUCCUGCAGCGCAGGACUGGAGUUACGGUUUUGUCAGUCACUUUAAUUCCAGGGAUUGUACAAGUACUGCUGUGUACUAAAAUUCAUCUAUUGCAGUCCAACAAAUGAUGUGUUUGUUAAGAUCAUUUUUAGGAAAUUUAUUUUAUGAAUCUGUAUAUGGAAUUAGAAUAAAGGACUGCUGAUAUAAAUGAGAUGUAUAUUUUUAAAUUACAGUGGAGUAUAUCUGAAUAAAGAUUUCUAGACACUCUUGUUACUGA